AUGGAUGGUGCGAGGCCACGGCGAGCGCACGCUAAAUCCAGAAAUGGCUGCCAGUGUUGCAAAGCGCGCAAGGUGAAGUGUGAUGAAACGAGACCAAACUGCAAAAAUUGUAUCAAGCAUGGAAUUCAGUGUUCUUUUGUCAAGGAGGCACCCUACACGAGGGUCAUGGCCUCACCAUCGGCGGGCACUCGGCAAAUGGAUUAUUCUCCGUCUGCCAGUAUCAACUCACUCAAUGCUCCCUUGGUAGAUGACCUUGUUAGUCCAGCAAUGGGCUUAGCUGAAAUGGAAUUGCUCCAUCAUUACUCAACCUCAACGUGCUAUACCAUAUCUCGCCUUCCAAUGCUCCAAACAGUAUGGCGCAUCAGAGUUCCCCAGUUUGGAUUCUCUUCUCCCUUUGUCCUUCGCGGUAUUCUUGCUCUCUCAGCGCUACAUAUGGCUCAUCUGAAACCGGAACGUCAUGCACAAUACGUUGCGCAGGCCGAGUUUCACCACAACCUGGCCCUGCAGAUGGUCUCUACGAUUAUGCCCAGCAUCAAUGAGGAAAAUGGCCCGGCUAUAUACUUGUUUUCAACAAUCACAUCUAUCGUCUCUUGUGCAAAGCCACGAUUGCCAGACGACUUCUGGGUAAUAGACGACAGAGACAUUGAAUGGCUGUCAUUGUUCCGAGGGACACGGUUUAUUAUUGCUGCAGCAGAGAAAACGAUCAAAACCGGAGCCCUGGAGCCAAUUUUCAAGAAUGGCCAGCGUAGGAGUCAUGCACGGAACACCAGAUCGACUGCCAACUUGACAUAUCUGGAUGAUCUUCGACAGCUCCUCAGAAACAGUGUGGCAGAUGCAAAGGAAUUGAACUGUUACUUUGAUGCCGUUAAUGAUAUGGGUAAAUCAUUCGCGACUGUGGAAGAAGAGGGUUCUCAAAAUUGCCAGACGGCCGAUGUGUUUGUCUGGCUAUUGCAGAUUUCGGAUGAUUAUUUACUCCUCCUUCACCAACGAAAACCCGAAGCCUUGGUUAUAUUCUCAUACUUUUGCGUGAUCACCCACGAACUGGAAUGGGCGUGGUGGAUGCAAGGAUUGAGUAUUCACCUGAUCCGUGGAAUCUACUCUUAUCUGGACGAGGAGUACCGCUGUUGGUUACAGUGGCCGAUGGAGCAACUAGGCUGGGUCCCAUAA
Molecule: messenger RNA, 1167 nt
Organism: Talaromyces rugulosus
Lineage: Eukaryota; Fungi; Ascomycota; Eurotiomycetes; Eurotiales; Trichocomaceae
Exons: 2
Coding region: 1-1167 (388 amino acids)
Biological process (GO): regulation of transcription by RNA polymerase II
Molecular function (GO): DNA-binding transcription factor activity, RNA polymerase II-specific; zinc ion binding
Source: RefSeq, a predicted model, not a curated record